AUGGUUGGAUUUGGACCUGCAGAUGUGCCUCCAUCAGCAGCUGUGAAGUUUGUAGGAGCAGGAACUGCAGCUUGCAUUGCUGACCUGUUCACGUUUCCACUUGACACAGCCAAAGUGCGGCUACAGAUCCAAGGAGAGUCCAGAUCUUCGGCUGCUGAAGGGAAGCAGUCUGCAGUGAAGUAUCGUGGAGUGUUUGGCACCAUCACCACCAUGGUGCGCACAGAGGGGCCCAGGAGUCUUUACAGUGGACUGGUAGCAGGGCUGCAGAGACAGAUGAGCUUUGCCUCCAUCCGCAUUGGUCUCUACGACUCUGUAAAACAGUUCUACACUAGAGGCUCUGAUCACGUUGGUAUCGGCAGCCGGCUGCUUGCAGGAUGUACCACUGGCACGAUGGCUGUUGCUUUGGCUCAGCCUACAGAUGUGGUGAAAGUUCGCUUCCAGGCUCAGGCCAGGUCUCCUGGGCAUGCCAGGCGCUACUGUAGCACUAUCAAUGCUUACAAGACCAUAGCAAAGGAGGAAGGUGUUCGUGGUCUGUGGAAAGGAACAGCUCCAAACAUUGCAAGAAAUGCAAUUGUUAACUGCACCGAGCUGGUGACGUAUGAUUUCAUUAAGGAUACGCUGAUUAAGUCGACUCCCCUCACAGAUAAUCUGCCCUGCCACUUCUUAUCAGCCUUUGGUGCAGGGUUAUGCACAACAGUGAUUGCCUCUCCUGUUGAUGUGGUCAAAACGAGAUACAUGAAUGCUGCUCUCGGCCAGUACAGCAGUGUCCUCAGCUGUGCUUCUGCCAUGAUGAGAAAGGAGGGACCACUUGCUUUUUAUAAGGGGUUUGUGCCUUCUUUCUUACGCCUAGGCUCCUGGAACGUGGUGAUGUUCGUAACAUACGAGCAGCUGAAACGGGCCAUGAUGGCAGCAAGUCACAACUGUACAACCACGCUGUAACCGUUAUUGUCAGAUGAA
This is a messenger RNA of Labrus bergylta (ballan wrasse), 957 nucleotides long. It is a transcript of the gene ucp2, whose product is annotated as uncoupling protein 2. Gene Ontology annotation, biological process: mitochondrial transmembrane transport; adaptive thermogenesis; response to cold. The record is from RefSeq and is a predicted model, not a curated record. Gene Ontology annotation, molecular function: oxidative phosphorylation uncoupler activity. Lineage: Eukaryota; Metazoa; Chordata; Actinopteri; Labriformes; Labridae.